GGUCCUCUUGUUUAGUAAACAGAGUGCUCUCAGAGGCGCAGGAUCUGACCGAUCUGGCAACUAUAAUCUUAGUCGGAAGUACACGUUGUAAAUAAAAACUUAGCUAAGUACUAAAAAUAGUGAUAAUAUAAAAAUGAAUUUUAAAAUAACUCUUUGCUUGCUUCUGGCUGCGUUAUGUCUAGUCUCUGCUGAAGAUAAGAAAGAAGAAAAAAACGACGACAAAAAAGAAGAAAAGCAGGACCAAAAUAAAGAUGAAAAAAAGGACGAAAAAACAGAGGAAAAGAAAAACAUCACUAUACCCGACUACAUAACGCCUUGCGACGUCAUGAAAGACUUCGACAGCUGCGUCAAGAAGCAGAUCGAGAUCAGCCUGCCACACUUCACCAAGGGAAUCCCCGAGCUGGGAGUACCGUCCAUAGACCCGGUAGACCUGGAUAAUAUCAAGAUUGACGGCAACGGCCUCAAGCUGCUCUUCACUGAGGCCAAAAUGCUGGGCCUGAGUUCUGCUAAGCUGUCAGACUUUAAAAUCAACCUCCUGGAGGAGAAGUUCUCGCUGUCGUUCCGCGUGAACAUCACCGUGGCGGCUAAGUACGUGGUGGACGGCCAGAUCCUCAUCCUGCCCAUCAAGGGGAAGGGGGACGCCGUCGUCAAAGCACGUAACAUCGAGGUGUUCAUAAAGAGCAAAGUGAACGUGAUGAACGAAUCAGACGGACAACACCUCAAGCUGAACACUCCCAGCUACACGUACAAAAUAGAGAAAACUACCUUCAAGUUUCAGAACCUGUUCAAUGGCAACAAACAGCUUUCGGACGCGACACACCAGUUCGCCAACGAGAACUGGAAGCAGAUAAUGGACGACCUGGCCCCGCCGGCCGUCAAGCAGAUAGUCCGGACCACGAUCAGGAAUAUCAACAAAUUCUUCGCCAAAGUCACCGUCCCACAAAUAAUGAUAGGUUACGACGAACUUCGUCGCUCUAAUAGCACUAAUUAGUUCAAAUAAAACUGUGAUAUUUAAAA
Plutella xylostella (diamondback moth) is the source of this 1017-nucleotide messenger RNA. RefSeq names its product juvenile hormone binding protein brP-2095. Gene Ontology annotation, biological process: multicellular organismal reproductive process. Lineage: Eukaryota; Metazoa; Arthropoda; Insecta; Lepidoptera; Plutellidae. The record is from RefSeq and is a predicted model, not a curated record.